UGCUUCGCCGGCAUCGAUUAUCCGCGAAGGGGGCCAUGGGAAAGGCGAUGAGGUGGCUGAAGGGCCUCCUCUGGGGUGGCAAGAAGGAUGCCGGCGAACGGAAGGACGGCCGAGACCGGAACGCCGGCAAGCCCAGGGCGCAAUCCGAGGCCGCCCGCAACCCCCUCGGAACGCGGCAGUACCUCGACGCGCGCUUAGCCGAGGCAGAAGACCAGCAGAGCAAGCAUGCGAUCGCGGUGGCCGCGGCAACCGCUGCAGCUGCGGACGCGGCCGUGGCGGCAGCCCAGGCCGCGGUCGCCGUUGUCCGUUUGACGGGUCAGGGCUUUCCCCGGGAGCGGUGGGCCGCCGUCACGAUACAGACCGCUUUCCGUCGAUAUCUGGCGAGGAGGGCGCUUCGGGCACUGAGAGCCCUCGUCAAGUUGCAGGCCCGAGUGAGGGGAUACCUGGUUCGGAGGGAAGCGACGGCAACGCUUCACAGUAUGCAGGCGCUCUUUCGUGCUCAGGCGACCGUCCGGUCGUUUCAAGCUUAUUCUUCUCUUCCGCAAGGCCAGAAACUUUGUUGCGACGCCCGCCCUCGCCGGUCCAUGGAAAGAUUUGAUGACAGAGACCGCGUUGCCGGCAUCCACAGCAAGCGGCUGUCUUCCGCGGAGAGUGGGGAGUCGCCCAAGACCGUCGAGAUCGACACUUACCGGCCGCGGUCUGCCCGCUCGCACCGUAGAAACACUUCCAUCUCCGAUUCAUCCCCGUCCAAGGAUCCCUUCUCCCCGCCGCCGCUGAUGGUGGUGGCGCCGCUUCCGACCGCUGACGGUUGGGGAGCUUGCGACGAGUGCCACCGCCUCGCCUCGACCGCGCAGAGCACCCCGCGGUUCUCAUCCGGCGGUCUGCCGUCGACGCCGGCGAAGAGCGUCUGCGGGCCGUACUUAUUCGCCGACGCGCCGAGCUACAUGGCCAACACGCAGAGCUUCCGGGCGAAGGUGCGGUCCCACAGCGCCCCAAAGCAGAGACCCGAUCCGUUCUUGAAGGGGAGGCUCUCGCUCCACGAGCCGCCCGAGUCUCGGAUCCGAAUGCGGAGGUCCAGUUCCCAGGUCCAGCAGGAGGGAGGCUUCACCUUCCGCAACGCGGUACUCAUGCGUCUUGACCGCUCAGCGGAUCUGGGUCCGGGUUCGGGUCAGAUCCACGAUCCCGAUUACUUGCGUUCCCUCCGUACUCGGUGGUUACGAUAACAACAAGAGAUAAUAAUUACUUCUGUGAAAAAAAGGCACGGAAGAAACAAUUGAAGAGAGAGAAACUCGGCCGUGACGAUGGAAUCGUAGGUGGCGUGUUUGUUAAUCCUUUUAUUUUUUUUUUUCUUGAAUUUUCAUGUGGCAUUUUUAAAUUUAUUUCAUGAUGCUUUCCUUUUUGUAAAUUAAGAACACCACGCCUUAAAGAAAGUAAGAAACGAGAUUUAGAGAAGCACAAUCACAAAUAUUAAUUAUUCAUUAA
Messenger RNA from Nymphaea colorata (pocket water lily), 1482 nucleotides. RefSeq names its product protein IQ-domain 26-like. The record is from RefSeq and is a predicted model, not a curated record. The transcript has 3 exons. Gene Ontology annotation, molecular function: protein binding. NCBI's taxonomy places the organism in Eukaryota, Viridiplantae, Streptophyta, Magnoliopsida, Nymphaeales, Nymphaeaceae. The coding region runs from base 36 to 1223 and encodes 395 amino acids.